AUGAUUCAGUUUGGACUUCUUCUCCAUCAAGCAACAAAGCUAUUCUCUUCGUCUGAAUGUCAAGCUGCAUGGCUUAACAACAUAAGUUCAGUUUGUUCAUCUACUUCCCAGUUAACCAAUUCAGGUUUGUCCGAAACAGAGUUUUAUGAUGCUUCAUCUGGACGUUUUCUCUAUCCAUUUGAAUUGAGGAAUCAAAGUCGUGAGGUGUGGUUAUCAGGAUUUCUUUCUCUUCAGGAUAUAAUUGUUUAUCCGGUCUCAGCAAGAUGUAGCAUAUGUGAAGAUGCUUAUGCUGCGGCAAGGAAAGCUGGUCGUUACAAACAAAUUAAGCAUAGUAAAGGAGUCUCUAGUACGGAUGCCGUAGGAGGAAUGCAAUUUGACAAUCAAUCCCAGCCCUGCAUCAAAUAG
Messenger RNA from Vicia faba (fava bean), 405 nucleotides. NCBI's taxonomy places the organism in Eukaryota, Viridiplantae, Streptophyta, Magnoliopsida, Fabales, Fabaceae. The record is from the annotation of a GenBank genome assembly.